Messenger RNA from Grammomys surdaster, 2900 nucleotides. It is a transcript of the gene Tram1, whose product is annotated as translocation associated membrane protein 1. Gene Ontology annotation, cellular component: endoplasmic reticulum membrane. The record is from RefSeq and is a predicted model, not a curated record. Lineage: Eukaryota; Metazoa; Chordata; Mammalia; Rodentia; Muridae. Gene Ontology annotation, biological process: protein insertion into ER membrane; SRP-dependent cotranslational protein targeting to membrane, translocation. The transcript has 11 exons. The coding region runs from base 236 to 1360 and encodes 374 amino acids.
AUGCUCGCCACCGCGGCCCGUUGACUUUUUUUUUCUUUUUUUUUUUUUUUUUUUCCCCGGGCCGCCCCGGCGGCUGCGUACUGGCUGUGGGAUGGGAAGUGAAGCCCCAGCGAGCGGCUGCGGCGGGGCUGUGCGGAGCAGCCAGCGGGAGGCGGCGGCAGCGGCGCGGCGGUGAGCAGCCGAGAGCGCGGAGCCGGCGGAGGGAGCACCUGCAGGCACAGGCGGCGGCUCCACCAUGGCGAUUCGCAAGAAGAGCAACAAGAACCCGCCACUGCUGAGCCACGAAUUCGUGCUGCAGAAUCACGCGGACAUCGUCUCCUGCCUGGCGAUGCUCUUCCUGCUGGGGCUUAUGUUCGAGAUAACAGCAAAAGCAGCCAUCAUCUUUGUUGCCCUUCAGUAUAACGUUACCCGCCCCGCAACAGAAGAACAAGCUACUGAAUCAGCAUCCCUUUAUUACUAUGGUAUCAAAGAUUUGGCUACAGUUUUCUUCUACAUGCUAGUGGCGAUAAUUAUUCAUGCCAUAAUUCAGGAGUAUGUGUUGGAUAAAAUUAACCGACGGAUGCACUUCUCCAAAACGAAGCACAGCAAGUUUAACGAAUCUGGUCAGCUCAGUGCAUUCUACCUUUUUGCCUGUGUGUGGGGCACAUUCAUUCUCAUCUCCGAAAACUAUAUCUCAGACCCGACUAUUCUGUGGAGAGCGUAUCCCCAUAACCUGAUGACAUUUCAAAUGAAGUUUUUCUACAUCUCUCAGCUGGCGUACUGGCUCCAUGCAUUCCCUGAACUCUACUUCCAGAAAACCAAAAAAGAAGAUAUCCCUCGUCAGCUCGUGUACAUUGGUCUUUACCUCUUUCACAUUGCUGGAGCUUAUCUUUUGAACUUGAACCACCUGGGCCUUGUUCUUCUGGUGCUGCACUAUUUCGUUGAAUUUCUUUUCCACAUUUCUCGUCUAUUUUAUUUUAGUGACGAGAAGUAUCAGAAAGGGUUUUCUCUCUGGGCAGUUCUUUUUGUUUUGGGAAGACUUCUGACCCUAAUUCUUUCAGUCCUUACUGUUGGUUUUGGGCUGGCAAGAGCGGAGAAUCAAAAGCUGGAUUUUAGUACUGGAAACUUCAACGUGUUGGCGGUUAGGAUUGCUGUUCUGGCAUCCAUUUGCAUCACACAAGCCUUCAUGAUGUGGAAGUUCAUUAACUUCCAGCUUCGGAGGUGGAGGGAACAUUCUGCCUUCCAGGCCCCACCUGUGAAACGGAAACCAGCCGUGACCAAAGGCAGGUCUUCCAGAAAAGGAACAGAGAACGGUGUGAAUGGCACAGUCACUUCAAAUGGAGCUGACUCUCCACGGAACAGGAAAGAGAAGUCUUCGUAAUGGAUCGGAAACUGACUGAUUAAUGUCCCCCAAAGAAUCUGCUUUCUACUCUAUCUUUCAGCACUAGCAUUUUUUUCUGUUCUUGAAAAUACAGUUUAUGCUCUUUGAUUUUUGCUGUUGUACUGUUCCUGCAUCGUAAAGGGCAUUUGAGGGGAGGAUGAUUACUCUGAGUGAGAACAUAUUUUAGCUUAGACUCAGCUACCUGCCUUCAAAAUAGUUUAGGGACCACUUUUGUUCUUUCUUUCUUUCUUUCUUUCUUUCUUUCUUUCUUUCUUUCUUUUUUGUCUUUGUGUGUGUGUGUGUGUGUCUUUAGUGUUUUUUCUAAUGGUUUGGGGAGAAACCAUUUACAACCCCCACACACACACACACACACACAUAACCAGUGAACAUUUUUCUUGCUCUCACCAAUUUUUUUACAAUAUUAUAGCAAGGUGACCUAUUCUAAGAAGGUCAUAUUUUUUAAGUUGUCUUUCAGGGUCAAAUGGAAAUACUAUAAAGUCAGAUGUCAAACUUUUAAUGUUUUCAGUGUUCUCUAAUUUUUAGAAGUUUUUUGUAGCCUUUACACCUGGAAAAAAAAAUUUGUAAAAUUACCAAAAUAAUUGUGUGCUUUAUUUUCUAAGUCAUGGUUGUACAUGUUACAUCCCAUUAAAAAGUACUGAUAGCUACUGCAAGAUUUAUUGCCAUCUAUUGGAGCAGAUGUCAUCUAUUGAAACAGAUGUCUUAUUAACACAAGGAAGUGUGAAGUACUUAGGAAAUGAAGUCUUUUUGUGCAUUUUCAACAUUUAUCAACUGGCAAUCAGAAAAUGUUUACUGUGAAGAGGAAUAUUCAACUUACAUAGACCUUUUUGAUAUGUUUGGUAGUGAUUCUUAAUGGGGCUUGUUGUAAGUUUGAUACGUAUAGCAUCUUAAUGAGAUACCAUUUAACCUGCAAGCCCUUUUAAAAAGUAAUGCCUACUUGAUUUCUAUCUAUUAAAAAAAAAAAAGGUGUCAGGUAAUUAUAUUUGGGAAACUAAUGCACUAACUUUAAAGAAAUUGAAAAUUCAGGUGGAUAGUCUUAACAGAAGACAUGCUUUAUGUUAUAGCUUUGGACCCAUCUUUAAUUGAGAAAUGUUUAUCUGUAUAAAACAUAUUUUUGGAUAAAUAUAUAUACAUAUAUAUUUGUAUCUACAGAAAGGCUCUAAAAAGCAUUUGCGUAAACUCCUGGUUCCCUUUUCUAUGCUUGUGCUCGCAUCCUGCGCUUUGUCUGUCAUGUCAUUCAGCACAUGCAGUGCUCCAUUGGUCCCGUUUCUCACUCUGUCACCAGCUAAAAAAUGUCCGUGCCAUGUUGAAUAUAUAAGCUACAAGCCUCAGGCCUGUGGUUAAGUUGCCACGCUGCUAGAACAUGCUUUCUCUUCUCUAGCUGAUUACCUACUUCCUGGGAAAAGUAGUCGCUCUCUGUAGCAGUACCAAGUUUGAGUGGAACCAAAUUUCUGUCCUUAAAACUGGCAUUAUAUUGAACUAUACAUUGAGAAAUCGAAAUAAAAAAUUUUUAGUUUCACAA